Dreissena polymorpha is the source of this 691-nucleotide messenger RNA. Its product is annotated as phospholipase A and acyltransferase 2-like. Gene Ontology annotation, molecular function: A2-type glycerophospholipase activity; glycerophospholipid phospholipase A1 activity. Gene Ontology annotation, cellular component: cytoplasm. The transcript has 4 exons. Lineage: Eukaryota; Metazoa; Mollusca; Bivalvia; Myida; Dreissenidae. Bases 74 to 583 code for a protein of 169 amino acids. Gene Ontology annotation, biological process: N-acylphosphatidylethanolamine metabolic process. The record is from RefSeq and is a predicted model, not a curated record.
UUCGGUUUUAUUGAUCCAAAUUGUUUUAUUGUUACCCAAGUGCGAGCUCGCCGUGUGACAUAUUAGUAACAUUAUGGCUCAGCAGGUUGUGGAGCAUAACCGGACUGUUUUAGAUUCACUAGAAGAAGGGGACCUGGUAGAGUUCAAUAGGGGCUUAUAUUCGCACUGGGCCGUCUACAAAGGAAGCAGCGAUGUCAUCCAUCUAGCUGGCAUCGGAAAUGAAGGCGUUAAUGCCAACUCUAGUUCUGUCUUCACUAUCUGCGGUCAGAGAUUCAACAAAGCGGUCGUUCGCGUCGACGAUUUCUGGAAGGUUGCCGGUGAUUCGAAGGCCUACAAGAAAAGUUGCAACACGAGGUUUUCCCCUCAAAAAAUAUUAAAAAGAGCCAUGGAUAAGAUUGGGGAGAUAGGCUACAACCUACUGCGGAGCAACUGUGAACAUUUCGCAAAGUACUGUAGAUACGGGGAGGAAAAGAGCGAACAGGUGGAGAAGGUCGUCAAGGUUGCUGGUGCCGCCGCGGUUGGUAUUGGUGUGGGUGCGUUAUACUACGGGAUGUUAAAGAAGAAGAAAAAAAAAGAUGAAUAAAACAAUAAUGACUUCAAAGUUGAUUAUGCGUUUUAAUAAGUAAGCAUUUUGAUUUCACAAGUGUCAUGUAUCGUCAGAUGUUCUAUAAAUAUACAGUGUUAUAACUUG